UGUUUGGCCCUACUUCACAAAGUGUUUUACUUGGUUUAAAAGCUCCCCCAGGCCCCUAUUAUUCUAAGCUACACCACUCUAUUCUCUUUAUUUCUUCUCAUUCUUCUGCUCUCCCACUGUUUCUCUCUUCACCCUUUGCCAUUCAUCUCCAAAGAAAUUUAUUAUUUUAACCAGAGAGGAAAAAGGAAACAAUUUGGAGCCAUUUAAUUAAAAAAAUGAAAGGUGAAUUUCUAGAACCCCAAAAUGAAGGUGAAAACCCCAAUAAUAAUAUGUUUUCAAAGCUUCACCACCCUUUUUCUCAUCACUUUCAACUCAGUCAUGAUUCCGAUGACACCCCCACUCCCAAACGCCCGACCCGUGGCAGUGGCGGCGGAGGAAGCGACGGAGCUAGCAUUGAAGUCAGCCGUAGACCUAGGGGCCGUCCUCCUGGUUCCAAAAACAAGCCCAAGCCACCACUUGUCGUCACUCCUGAUCCUCACCCUCCCAUGAGUCCUUACAUUCUCGAAAUUCCUAGUGGGAACGACGUCGUUGAAGCUCUCUCCCGUUUCUCUCGUCUCAAAAACAUUGGACUCUGUGUUCUAACGGGAUCCGGCGCCGUUUCAGAUGUUACUCUUCGUCAACCUACGACUACUACUCCAUCCCCAGCUACUGUUACUUUCCAUGGCAGAUUCGAUAUCUUAUCCCUCUGCGCUACGUUCUUACCCCAAACGGCGUCGUGUCACGUGCCUAACACGUUCUCCAUCUCUUUAGCCGGUCCUCAAGGGCAGAUCGUCGGGGGUUUCGUAGCCGGUUCGUUGGUUGCGGCUGCCACCGUGUUUAUAGUAGCUGCCACGGUUAACAACCCUUCCUAUCAUCGUUUACCAGGAGAAGACGACGAAACAAGAAACACGGUGUCAUCUAGUGGUGGUGAUGAUGGUGGGAAAGGACAGUCGCCGUCGUCUGGUGGUGGUGGAGAUGGAAGUCGCGGUGGUGGGGCUGAUUCUUGUGGUGUUUCAAUGUAUAGUUGUCACAUGGGUAGUGGUUCAGAUGUGAUUUGGGCCCCUACUGCAAGACCACCACCGCCUCCACCGCCUUAUUAAUGAGUUCAAAGUUUUUGGCUUUUUCAGCUUUUCUUUUUCAAAAAGAAAAGAAAGGAAAUUUAAAGGUUUCUUCACUUUGAAGCACUGUGAAUCAAUGGAGCUUAGGGUAUCCUGUUUUCUUUUUUGUUCUUUCCAUUUUGGGUAAUGUAGUGUUCUGUUUCGUGAACAUAUUAUUAUCAUUGCUUACCUUUCUUUAAAUUUUAAUCUGGAAUUAUUAGACAAUCAACAAAAAUUUGGUUUCUUCA
Messenger RNA from Gossypium raimondii (Peruvian cotton), 1324 nucleotides. RefSeq names its product AT-hook motif nuclear-localized protein 28. The transcript has a single exon. The coding region runs from base 216 to 1079 and encodes 287 amino acids. Gene Ontology annotation, cellular component: nucleus. NCBI's taxonomy places the organism in Eukaryota, Viridiplantae, Streptophyta, Magnoliopsida, Malvales, Malvaceae. The record is from RefSeq and is a predicted model, not a curated record. Gene Ontology annotation, molecular function: minor groove of adenine-thymine-rich DNA binding; DNA-binding transcription factor activity.